Corylus avellana is the source of this 822-nucleotide messenger RNA. Lineage: Eukaryota; Viridiplantae; Streptophyta; Magnoliopsida; Fagales; Betulaceae. The record is from RefSeq and is a predicted model, not a curated record.
AUGAAGCGCGAGUAUGAUCUUCAACAACACCAACAGACUAAAAUUGAAAAGAUCACAAUCAGAGAAAGCAAAAUUUUUAAUAAACCAAAUGAAUCCCAAUGUCUGGCAGGAGAAGAAGCAUGUAGCUUUAGAGGCACACAUCGUCUGGAGUUGAUGAAGCAUGAGAUUGACCAUAAUGUACUCUCUCAUUCUAGAAAUGGUCCUAAAGAACUUUGGCCAAGUAUAUCCAACUAUGUUCUCCAGGUCUCAUCAGAUGAUGCAAAGUCACCUGUGGUAUACCUCUACUUUUUGGAUUCUGGUGGUGGGUCGUAUCCAGAAGUAAUAUCAAGCGCCCAAGCAGAAUGGUUCCAGCAUAAAUCUCAAGAGAUCAACCCUGACUCAAGGGUUCCUGAGCUAAUAUUCUGGCACAUUCCAAGUGCUGCAUAUAAGAAGGUGGCUCCAUGGUUUGGAAUAUACCAGCCUUGUGUGGGCUCAAUUAACAAAGAAAGUGUUGCUGCUCAAGAAGCAGAAAUGGGUAUCAUGAAACUUCUGGUUAAAAGGCCUUCUGUCAAGGCAAUAUUCGUUGGGCACAAUCAUGGAUUGGACUGGUGCUGCCCCUAUAAGAAGCUUUGGCUGUGCUUUGCUAGGCAUACUGGUUAUGGUGGCUAUGGAGACUGGCCCAGGGGAGCUAGGAUUCUAGAAAUCACUCAGCUGCCCUUCUCUGUUAAAUCUUGGAUAAGGAUGGAGGACAAUGUAGUGCACAGUAGAGUGGUCUUGAGUCCUUAAGUCCUACAAAUUGUAUAUAUCAAGGAAUAUAAUAAAUUUGUAUAUAUAUUUAAUACU